AGUACGUACAGUUUAUUUCUUUGCCAUUAUCUAAACUCUAAAGGACGCCCCUAAGUUUGAUGCCCGACUCUCGGCCGAAAUAUUUUGCUUCCCUUUUCCCAGGAGCUCAUUACGUAGGCCAGCAAAAGAGCAAUCACAAUAGUUUCGAAGUUGAAGUGGAGAUAAAACAUGUAGAUCUUAGUGAUUCUUUUUUAUGUGGUUACCUUCGCAUAGAACAUCUUACCGAGGAGUUUCCAGUUAUCACCACAUUUUUUGAGGCGGACAUUAUUGGAGAGAAGUACUCCUUUUUGACAAGAAAAUGGGAUACUAAUGAAGAGGUAGACCGUAAACACUGGGAGAAGUUCGAGCCCUUUAAACAAUACAGCCAAGUUUUUAACAACGAAGAUUUCCAUUAUGACUUUUAUAACUCGCAGUACAUUUUUAUGAGAUGGAAGGAACAGUUUCUUGUUCCCGACCAUCGCAUAGAGGACAUUGCAGGCGCGAGUUUUUCAGGCUUCUACUACAUUUGCUUUGAUCGAGUCUCUGAAACUUUUCAGGGUUUCUACUACCACCAGAAGUCUCAGUGGUUUCAAUCUCUCAAGUUAAAACGCAUAUUGAACAGAACCUUUCCGGUAUUUGAGUUUCGCUAGAUUUUACAAUAUCAAGUUUAUUGUCUGCAGCACCGACUUUUUUAGGUGUAACUUAUUUUAUAAUAAAGAUUUGUGUCGCGUGGGAAGUGUUCUUUUAUCCUUAUACUUUUAGAAAGAGUUUAUCGAAGUAUGAUUGUUAUGGUCUCAAAGAAACUGAAAGGGAUAUUUAACGUGCUACAAUUAUAAAUCGGGCUUAGAUCCCGCGACCGAGCUUGGACUAUUUGUGCACACUCGACACUCUGUUACCAGCUGGAGAGAGACUUGAAAAUGAAAACAAAUUUAAUGCUUUAUACUUUGAUGUCACAAGUAUUGAAAAGUACUCAAAUGUCGACUCCAAUCGCGCAAUAACCUGACAAAUUUAACCUUGGAUUUCGUAGUGUUUACACAUUGGACGCGUCAAAAUGGCAGGCUUAAACAAAAUUGCUAAAAAAAACCCCCAAACCCUUAAGUUCAA
Messenger RNA from Zophobas morio, 1083 nucleotides. RefSeq names its product glucose-induced degradation protein 4 homolog. The record is from RefSeq and is a predicted model, not a curated record. Gene Ontology annotation, cellular component: GID complex. The transcript is spliced from 9 exons. Gene Ontology annotation, biological process: proteasome-mediated ubiquitin-dependent protein catabolic process; negative regulation of gluconeogenesis; protein targeting to vacuole. Lineage: Eukaryota; Metazoa; Arthropoda; Insecta; Coleoptera; Tenebrionidae. The coding region runs from base 60 to 629 and encodes 189 amino acids.